Messenger RNA from Daucus carota subsp. sativus, 1344 nucleotides. RefSeq names its product UDP-glucuronic acid decarboxylase 6. Gene Ontology annotation, biological process: D-xylose metabolic process. The record is from RefSeq and is a predicted model, not a curated record. NCBI's taxonomy places the organism in Eukaryota, Viridiplantae, Streptophyta, Magnoliopsida, Apiales, Apiaceae. Bases 163 to 1200 code for a protein of 345 amino acids. Gene Ontology annotation, molecular function: NAD+ binding; UDP-glucuronate decarboxylase activity. Gene Ontology annotation, cellular component: cytoplasm. The transcript has 13 exons.
CUCUGGAGUCUAGAACCCAAAAAAUGGUUGAUAAUAAGUUGAAAUUUGUAUGGUGUUUGUUGUUUAUGGUUAGCAGCAACAAGGAAGGAAGUAGUAAUAAUUAUGGUUGUACAUUCUUGAUUUUGAAGCAUCUAAUUUGCUUGCUAUACAGUCAUCUCAUCAAUGCCUUCCAAUAAUGCUUCCAAUGGUAGUCCGCAUACUACUAAACCAGCUCCAACUCCAUCACCUCUUCGUGCCUCGAAAUUUUUUCAGUCCAACAUGAGAAUUCUUGUUACUGGAGGGGCAGGGUUCAUUGGUUCUCACUUGGUGGAUAAGUUGAUGGAAAAUGAAAAGAAUGAGGUAAUUGUUGUGGACAAUUAUUUCACUGGCUCAAAGGACAAUCUCAGAAAAUGGAUUGGUCAUCCGAGAUUUGAGCUUAUUCGUCAUGAUGUCACAGAAACGCUGUUGGUUGAGGUUGAUCAGAUUUACCACCUUGCCUGCCCGGCUUCUCCAGUAUUCUAUAAGCACAAUCCUGUGAAGACAAUAAAGACAAAUGUGAUGGGCACACUGAACAUGCUGGGUCUUGCCAAGAGAGUUGGAGCAAGAAUCUUGCUUACUUCAACAUCAGAGGUUUAUGGCGACCCUCUUGUGCAUCCCCAGCCUGAAAGCUACUGGGGAAAUGUUAACCCGAUAGGUGUUCGGAGCUGCUAUGACGAAGGGAAGCGUGUGGCUGAGACUUUAAUGUUUGAUUAUCAUAGGCAACAUGGCAUAGAGAUACGAAUUGCUAGAAUCUUUAACACAUAUGGUCCCCGAAUGAAUAUUGAUGAUGGGCGUGUGGUCAGUAAUUUUAUUGCUCAAGCACUCCGUGAUGAACCAUUGACAGUCCAGGCCCCUGGGACACAGACACGGAGUUUCUGUUAUGUCUCUGAUAUGGUUGAUGGCCUCAUGCGGCUCAUGGAAGGGAAACACACUGGGCCUAUCAACAUCGGAAACCCAGGCGAAUUCACAAUGCUUGAACUUGCUGAGACAGUGAAAGAGAUUGUAAAUCCCAAGGUGGAAAUAAAAAUGGUGGAAAACACUCCGGAUGAUCCGCGGCAGAGGAAACCAAUUAUAUCACAGGCGAAUGAAUCCCUGGGAUGGGAGCCAAAAGUUAAGCUACGAGAUGGACUUCCCCAUAUGGUGGAGGAUUUUCGUCAGAGGCUUGGACUUCCUAAGAACUGAAACAAUACUGAUGGCACUAGUUGCCAACCAUUUACUUUUUAUAAGUGAGGAUUCUUUGAGAGGCUUCAUUACUGUUUUGAUAUCUACCAGAUCUCCUUGUUUUGUACUUUGUUGGUUCUGAAAAUAAAAGUUUGUUCCAUUUCC